ACUGCUGUUUAUGUCGGACGGACUCCUAAUCGCAGCCACAGCAGCAGCAGCAGCAGCAGUUAACAACUGCUGCGUAUACACAUCUAAUCUAUCAAUAUUUGUUACUAUUACGGAACGAUCAAACCUGACCGCCGUCCGUUUUUUAAUCGUCGGGAACUGAUCGUUAUGCGCGAGCCGCCAUUAGAGUCCGGCUCAUUGUGCUUGUGUUAGAUGAGCUAAGAGAAUAGAUUCUCGCUGUGUUUGUGAAUAUUUGCACCUUUCUGCUAUUGAAUACACCUGUGCAUUAUCGCACUCGAUGGAAAGGUUCACCUAACGUAAAGGCAGAACUGCGGAAGCUUAUCAAAGGAGAAAUGACGAUUUCUCAGCUUGGUUCCGCCUUGCAGUGAGUAGGUGGAUUCAUUUUUACACGCGCGCACGCCUUAGUCGUCUCCGGAAGUCCGCAGAAAUCUGAUGUUGCUGGUGGUCUUUCUGUAAAGCCGCUAAUCCAGAUUCUCUUCGAUGGCUGUUCACAAGCUGAGAUCAAGGUCUGGCGCGCAACAAAGCGCUUUCUGUGUUUUCCUCCUGGUAGCACUCUGCGGGAGGAUCGCCGAUGCACAAGUAUGUACAGAAUUCGUGCAAGAAAUAAUUGCAAAGAACGACUCACUGAUUCCCCGGCCUGAUAAACCACCAACCGUUUAUCUUGAACUAAAACUUCAAGACUGUUAUCUGGAAUCGGCUCUCGAGGAGCUUGACGCAAAACAAAAUACGACGAUCGCUUAUAUAAACUUGAGUAUGAAAAAUGUGACGUUAUCCGCAAAUCUAAUAUGGAAACGUGUGAUCCCCUUUACAGUUAAUGGAACGUUGCAUUUAAAUGGGUGUCAAUUUGAGGAUGAAGCGGUUUUUAAAUCGUGGGACAUUUCCACAGUCAACGAGCUCGUCAUCAGCGGUAGUGGUUUACGCCGAUUUCCUCAGUUCUACGUUAGCCGAAAUUGCGCUAUCAGGAAAGUCAACCUGAGUCACAAUGCUAUAGAAAACGUACCUGAAAAAGCCUUCAACUCACUUUUCUUAAACUGCAACAUUCUCUCCGAUAUCGACGUCACCUACAAUGCCUUAAGACGCUUCCCACGAGUUGAUCCUAGCCAGAAGUUGGGCAAAUGUCGCUUGUAUCUGGAGUUUAAUCCGCUGUCGUGCAACGAAAAUGAUCAUCUUGUUAUGCAACAGCGGACCCGUGAGAUGCUUGUACAUACGCCACAUUGUGAAGCCAAUGGGACCCUUGUUCAGUUCUGGUUUCACAACAUCAAGUUGUGCGAUGUCUGUUCCUGCUCAAUCCACUUCGAUGUAGAUGUGGAUUGUUCCCGACGAAACCUUCGAGAGCUGCCGGGCGAAUUACCGCGUGAAACAACGCACCUUAACGUUAGCGGUAACUCGAUCACCUCCUUGCGAACAGGAGAUGGCGCUGGAAGUUACAAGAGCCUGAAGUACCUCGACGCUUCCUGGAAUUUUAUUGACCAAGUCGAUGACUACGACCCGCAUAUUUGUAGCUUGGUCCUUCUAGACCUUUCCCAUAACAGAUUGCGGAACCUUCCAAAGGUACUUGUCAAAGAGCUGACCGACAUUUUGAAUUGUCGUCCUUUGUUGACAAUAGGGAAAAUCAUGCUCGGUCAUAACCCAUGGUCAUGUGACUGCGAACUCUUACAUUUCAAAAGGUUUAUCGGCGUUAAAGGCCAGGAUAUCGAUGACUUUUCGAUGGUGCGCUGCCAGGUGAACGGCGAGCCCGUCUGGAGCGUUCAAGAGCAACAACUUUGUCCACCGCCGCUGUAUGUCUUCAACCCGUGGGAUGUAGCCAUCUGCGUGAUGAUUUUUUUAAUAACGGGUAUCAUCUUGAAGACAGUAGCGGACCAUUAUCGUCAAAAGCAGACUGGGAAGCUGCCGAAAUUUUUCAAGUUUUAAAAGCGUUGUCUGUUGUCUUCUACCAGAUAUGUCAGACUUCAACGUGUACAAUAUAGAACUGGCGCUACGCCAGAAACCAGGCAGGUCUGACAGAACUGAAUACGGGUGAGAUGUGGCCUAUUAGUACUAACACACUUUAUUUCCCAAUAAGGGCGUGACAAAUAUAGAGAAUUAGACAAAUUAGAGAAUAAUGGCGAGCGUUACUGUUCCCAUGCCGAGCAAAUACAUUGUUGACUACUGCGGGUCUUGUGGUAGCUUUUGCUUGAAUAUUCUCAGCGCUACGGGUACUUUACGUCACGCAUUCGGCUAUUAUAAUGGUAAACAACUUUCCAUAUCAACUUGUUUUACAUCUGUAAAAGUUAUGCUUUUAUUUCUUGUUAAAUCUAUGUUUCAUAUGGCAAUAUAUAUGUCCGCACGAGCAAGAACGCGUUGUUUGGCCGUUGGUAUGUACGGUUGGAAAUCUUAUUUAGUUAGCUUUUUCUACAAUGUCGCUUACGUGGGCAGUACAUUUUAAAGUAGUGGUUGCGACAUCGCUCAAAUGUAAAAAACAAUAGGUCCUAUUAUAGGUUGUCCAAGACGUGUAUAUUCACUGGGCUCGUAAAGAUUAUCGUAGUUCUAGAAUAUGACAAAAUCAAAAAAAAACGCUAGCCACCGAAGGGUGUUAUUUCAGCCGCAGAAGUUUAAUCUCCCUUGGAGUUUUGUCUUCGAUGGUUUUACGAGCUUCUAAAUUUUUUCUCUUUUAAUAACGUUACAUAUAUUUAUGUCUAUUUUUACGUCUACGAUUUACGAAAAUCCCAGGAAAGAUUGCUCCGGUAGGGUCUUCUAGAUGUGCCAAUUUUAACAUGCCAAAAUAGAGGCUCUACCAGUGUCCAGCGGUUCCCGUUAAAAUAAAUUUCAGGUAAAUACUAAAUAUAACACUAGAGAUUAAGGCUUAAAGAGCUCAAUUGUUUCUGCAGUACAAUAGGUUUCCUAAUAUUUCUUUGAGCAAUUCAGUUAAAUGUAAGGUCAUGUAAGACUAAAACAGAAGCAAUUGUACCGGGAACAAACAAGGGGAACUUAAUUCAGUAUAUAGAUUAGUAUUACUGUUUUAUACUACCAACCAAAGAUGUUAGUUUUACAAAUAUGGGUUUCAUAUAAUAAUAAUAAUAGUCUUUUAGGACUAGGUCAAGAAAGCCGAUUCUUUUUCAGAGUAUACCAAAGACAUCAGCGUGUACCAUCUAAAACGACAGAGAACAAUACAAAGAUAAUCCGAGAUCAACUAAAUGGUUAGCAUAGAAUGCACCCAGCUACUAAAAAAAGCUACCACAUUUUUUGUAGGGUUAGCUUACAGAAGGCAGGUUACAGCUUAACUUCUCAACUUUAUUUAGAUAUAAAUUCACAAUUAUUCUACUACCAUCUAAAAACUACUUUCGGCUUGUAUGAGAGCCAUGAUACUCUAUUACCAGUACAAUCUCGAGACUCGUCAUACAAAGCUCAAGUUCUUUUUCUGUUUUGAAUUAUCGUUGUAUACUGGUUAUCGCCGAAAUAUUUGUAUUACUUAUUGGAUGAUGCAUAGAUUAGCGACUCUUUAAAUACUCAAAAAAAACCACGCGGUCGAAACUAUCUAGUCGAAAUAAGUAUUGUGAAAAUUGCUUCUUCGGAAAGAAGGAAGAAAGACGAGAAGAACCUUACACAGUUUGCAAGACUACUUCAGCCAAACAUCCGAUCUAGCUCAGAGAAACUGUUUCCUUGUUUCUGAUCCAGCUUUAAUGUUUAGCAUUAUCUAGAAUACUC
This is a messenger RNA of Varroa destructor (honeybee mite), 3702 nucleotides long. RefSeq names its product protein halfway-like. The record is from RefSeq and is a predicted model, not a curated record. Gene Ontology annotation, molecular function: protein binding. Gene Ontology annotation, cellular component: plasma membrane. NCBI's taxonomy places the organism in Eukaryota, Metazoa, Arthropoda, Arachnida, Mesostigmata, Varroidae.